Molecule: messenger RNA, 1985 nt
Organism: Ipomoea nil (Japanese morning glory)
Lineage: Eukaryota; Viridiplantae; Streptophyta; Magnoliopsida; Solanales; Convolvulaceae
Product: transcription factor RF2b-like
Exons: 5
Coding region: 16-1026 (336 amino acids)
Biological process (GO): regulation of DNA-templated transcription
Cellular component (GO): nucleus
Molecular function (GO): DNA-binding transcription factor activity
Source: RefSeq, a predicted model, not a curated record
CCAUUAUCUCAUCAAAUGCAAGAUCCAGCCAAUUCGAAGCCGAUGAUGAUGAGCCAACCGCCGGCGUUUCCAUCCGCAUUGAGGCCAUCUCACCACCGGAGGGCUCACUCGGAGGUGAACUUCCGGCUGCCGGAGGAUCUGGAUCUGGCGUCGGACCCCUUCGAUGCGGCGCCGGCCGGGAGCUUCGAGGAGAUGGGAUCCGAGGACGAUCUCUUCUCCACCUACAUGGACAUCGAGAAGCUCGGCGGCGGCGGCGGACCCGACAGUGUAGCGACGGAUAGCGGCGGCGAUGGAGAGAAGAGCCUCGGCCGGCCGCGCCACCGCUAUAGCAACUCGGUGGAUAGCUCCAGCUUGCUGCUUAGCGAGAGCACGAUUGAAGCUAAGAAAGCUAUGGCGCCUGAUAAACUUGCGGAGCUUUGGACCAUUGAUCCCAAGCGAGCUAAAAGAAUUCUGGCAAAUCGCCAAUCAGCUGCUCGAUCGAAAGAGAGGAAGGCGCGCUACAUAUCAGAACUCGAGAGAAAAGUGCAGACCCUUCAGACAGAAGCAACCACACUUUCCGCACAGCUUACCCUGUUCCAGAGGGAUACGACAGGGCUUAGUAACGAAAAUACUGAGCUUAAACUUCGUUUGCAAGCCAUGGAACAACAAGCUCAAUUGCGUGAUGCUUUGAAUGAAGCGCUAAAGAACGAAGUUGAGAGACUCAGAAUCGCUACCGGCGAAAUAGCAGCCCCUUCUGAUGCUUACAGCUUGGGAAUGCAACAUAUUCCUUAUAAUCAAUCAGCCUUCUUCUCACAUCAGCCACCGUCGGGGCCAAGUGACUCCCAAAAUAUUCAGAUCCCGCAGUUUCAUGCACUCCAGCCAAGCACUUCUACUCCACAUCACCCCAUGCUUGCAGACACAGUGCAGCAGGAUCCUCUGGGUCGCUUUCAGGGUCUCGAUAUCAGUAGCAGAGGCUCUCAUAUUGUGAAGAGCGAAGCCCCUUCCAUAUCACCAAGUGAAAGCAGCAGUAGUACAUUCUGCUCUUGAGUUGCUCUCUUGAGCGACGCUCCCAACCCUAUUUAUCAAAUUGUUCAUAGACUGACACCGUUUUUAACAUCACUAUUCUUCAAAUUUUUUUGUUUGGAACUUGUUUUUUUUUUUUAAUGUUUCCAUUCAAUUUGAGGAGUCCUAGGUUCUCAGUAGUUCCAACAAUGUCUGGACAUUGUUUCCUGUUGUGCCAUUAGUCUUUCUCUUUUCUCAACUCCAAUCCAUUUCCAUUAUUUCAUUAAUUCAAGUCUAGCAAGAAGGUUCCCAGACUACCAUUCAUCCCAUGGCUACUCCUAAAGGUGAGGUGAGGAAAGCGAAGUUGAUUUCUUGGAUUGAUCCCAACCCAGCAUGUUCUCGAGUUAAUGCAUGGAUAUUGGCAAUUUUUGGGUGCUGAAUACCAUUGUGUGGCUGGCUGCUGGUCUGUUUGAUCAAAAUGGGUUUUGUGGAAAGCUUCUCUGAGAGGUUGUUUCUUCUACCUUAUUUGAGUUAUUUAUUUCUGGUCUGUCUUUGUCUCUGUGUGGACAGUGGAGUUCUUUUUACACUGAAAAUGGCAGAUAACUGCCUGGUUUCUUCUAAGCAUUUGCUGAUGAGUCUUCUUCUUCUGCUGCUGUGAUCCACAAGAAACUUUUGGAGAUAGAAAUAAACAGACAUCGUGUCUUCACAUGCACUGCACGUUCCAAUCUCAUUUAUUCAUGAAAGACACCCCCUCUGAGACCAUACAACCAUCUUUCUUAGUCAAGUAUCUGCAACAAAAUUCUUUGGGUUCAUGUGAUGUGUACAUUGAUUGUUGUGUUAUUGUGUAUGUUUAUGUCAGAAGGUAUCAUAUUAUUGUAUUGUGUUUAAGGCGGGCUUCACUCAAAGUGCAUGUUUUGCAUAAUGGUUGUGAAUUUUUCGUAAAUCAAGGUGAAUUGUAUUGUUAUAAUGAAAAAAAUGGAAAAACCCUGACUAAAUGAUAAAAU